UUUACCCUGUGCCAUCUGGGACAGAUAUUGCAAACACAUUGAAGUACUUUUCCCAAACCCUGCUGAGCAUCCUGUCCCGUACAGGCAGAAAGGAGAGCCAGGAGGCUUCCAAUUUGGCCGUGCCCAUGACCAUGUGUCUUUUUCCUGUGCCAUUCCCACUCACCCCAUCUCUAAGACCACAAGUCAGUUCCAUCAACCCUACAGUUACUCGCUCCCUCCUUUACAGCGUUCUGCGGGACGCCCCGGCCGAGCGUGGUGGGUGCCCCCCCCAGCAGAGCCGGGACGCUCAGCUCUCAGAGUACCCCUCUCUGGACUAUCAGGGACUCUAUGCCACCCUUGUCACCUUGCUUGACCUGGUGCCCCUCCUGCAGCAUGGUCAGCAUGAUCUAGGACAGGCCAUAUUUUACACCACAACUUGCCUCCUACCUUUUCUCAGUGAUGAUAUUCUCAGCACUUUACCGUAUACUAUGAUCUCGACCUUAGCUACAUUUCCGCCAUUCCUGCACAAAGACAUCAUUGAGUAUUUGAGUACCUCCUUCCUCCCUAUGGCAAUAUUAGGUUCCACCCGAAGAGAAGGUGGUGUGCCAGCCUUUGUGAAUCUCUCUGCCUCCUCUAUGCUUAUGAUAGCUAUGCAAUACACCUCUAACCCAGUGUACCAUUGUCAGCUGCUGGAAUGUCUUAUGAAGCACAAGCAAGAAGUGUGGAAGGACCUCCUCUAUGUCAUCUCCUAUGGACCAUCUCAAGUGAAGCCCCCCGCUGUCCAGAUGCUCUUUCAUUACUGGCCCAACUUAAAGCCCCCAGGUGCCAUCAGUGAAUACAGAGGACUACAAUACACUGCCUGGAAUCCUAUACACUGCCAGCACAUUGAGUGUCACAAUGCCAUCAACAAACCUGCCGUUAAGAUGUGCAUUGAUCCAACUCUCUCUGUGGCCCUUGGUGACAAGCCCCCUCCUUUGUAUAUAUGCGAAGAGUGCAGUCAAAGGAUUGCAGGAGACCAUUCAGAGUGGCUUGUUGAUGUGUUGCUACCACAAGCUGAGAUAUCGGCUAUAUGUCAAAAAAAGAACUGUAGUUCUCAUGUGCGACGAGCAGUUGUCACCUGCUUCUCAGCCAGCUGCUGUGGACACCAUGGCAACAGGCCUGUGCGCUAUUGCAAGCGUUGCCACGUCAACCACCACAGUGAGGUGGGGGCCUCGACUGAAACUCAUCUGUACCAGACGUCCCCUCCCCCCAUAAACACACGAGAGUGUGGCGCUGAAGAGUUGGUGUGCACUGUGGAGGCAGUUAUAAGCUUGCUGAAGGAGGCUGAAAUCCAUGCAGAGCAAAGAGAAUUUGAGAUGAACCGCCGCAGGCAGUUGGGGCUAUCAGCCUCCCAUCACUCACUUGACAACACUGACUUUGACAAUAAGGAGGAUGACCAACAUGAUCAGAGACUACUCAGCCAGUUUGGCAUCUGGUUUCUGGUGAGUUUGUGCACACCCAGUGAGAACACUCCCACAGAAAGUCUGGCACGGCUGGUCAGCAUGGUGUUUCAGUGGUUUCACUCCACAGCUUAUAUGAUGGAUGAUGAAGUGGGCAGUCUGGUGGAGAAGCUUAAGCCACAGUUUGUCACUAAGUGGUUGAAGACUGUGUGUGAUGUGCGCUUUGAUGUGAUGGUCAUGUGCCUGCUUCCCAAACCUGUGGAAUUUGCCAGGGUAGGUGGCUACUGGGACAAGGCAUGCAGUACAGUGACCCAGCUGAAGGAAGGACUAAACCGCAUCCUGUGUCUGAUUCCCUAUAAUGUCAUCAGCCAGCCGCUGUGGGAGUGCUUCAUGCCGGAAUGGUUGGAGGCCAUUCGUACUGAGGUCCCUGACCACCAGCUAAAGGAAUUCCGUGAGGUGCUCAGUAAGAUGUUUGACACCGAGUUGUGCCCCCUGCCAUUCUCCAUGGAGGAAAUGUUUGGCUUCAUUAGUUGCAGAUUCUCUGGUUAUCCAGCAUCUGUACAAGAACAGGCUUUACUAUGGCUACAUGUUCUAUCUGAGCUGGACAUCGUGGUGCCCCUACAGUUAUUGACAGGCAUGUUCUCUGAUGGUGUGAACUCUUUGAAGGAGCUAACCAAUCAAAGGAAAGCACAUGCAAAUGAUCUUUCAGAAAACAAGGUUCGGCGGGUGAGUGUAGUGUCAGACCCAGGGCACAGGGGGCAGCAAAGCGCAUUUAGUCCAUUCCCAAGUCCCUUUAGAAGCCCUCUUCAUUGUAGCCCCUUCCGGAAUCUGGGUCAUGCCUCUGGCAACUGUGCUUUGGACCUGGACAGUGAGGAUGAUGACAUGAAUUUAGGCUGCUUCAUCCUUAUGUUUGACCUCAUCCUCAAACAGAUGGAGCUCCAGGACGAUGGCGUGAUGUUAGGCCUGGAGAGCAGUCUGGGCAGGGACAUUGUGGGCAUCAUCAACAACAUCUUACAGGCACCUUGGGGAGGCUCCCACACCUGCCAAAAGGAUGAGAAGGACCUAGAGUGCAGCCUGUGCCAGUCAAGCAUUCUCUGCUACCAGCUGGGCGGUGAACUAUUAAAGAGACUCACUCCAAACGAGGAGAUUCACCUGGUGGAGGUUACCCACAACUUGGAGGAUAGUUUAAUUUUCCCCCGCCCAGAUUGCCCCCUAAGAAUGGAGAACUGCCCAGAGGAGGGUGCCAACACAAGCAAUGAGAACCCUGGCAACCAAAGCAAUUCACCUAACGAUUCUUCUUGGAAGAAAAAUGUUGGCAAGGAGUUUUCAUACGUGGAGCUUCCUGCGUCCCUUAAACUCAUCUAUACCAUAUUGCAGGAUAUGGCCAAGUUUGAGGAACCUGAUAUCCUCUACAAUAUGUUGAACUGUUUGCGGAUCUUGUGUCUGCAUGGGGAGUGCUUGUACAUGGCCAAGAAAGAUCAUCCACAAUAUCUGACUUAUGUCCAAGAGAAGAUGCUGAUUCCCAGCCUGUGGAACAUGCUGAAGUCUGAGUUCUGCCAAUUAGCCUCCCUAGCUGUGCCCCAACUGCUUCAUGCUCUUUCACUCUCUCAUGGAGCAGACAUCUUCUGGAGUCUGGUGGAUGCUAACUUUAAUAAUAAGGACUGGAAGAUCCGCUUUGAGGCAGUGGAGAGAGUUGCAGUAUUGUGCCGUUUCUUGGACAUGGGUGCGGUGACCAAGAGCCACCUGCUGAAGUAUUCUUUGGCUCACGCCUUCUGCUGCUUUCUUGCUAGUGUUGAGGAUGUGAACCCUGCUGUUGCCACAAGAGCCCAUCUACUCCUUGACACUAUCAAAUGCCCCGCUCUGCAGGGUCUGUGUCUAUGCCUGGACUUCCAGUUUGACACAGUGAUACGGGACCGUCCCAUCAUACUCAGCAAACUACUGUUAUUGCAUUCUCUGAAGAAGGAUAUUCCUGCUCUGAGCUGGGAAUUUUUUGUGAACCGUUUUGAAACUCUCUCCCUGGAAGCACAGCUACAUCUGGACUGCAACAAAGAGUUUCCCUUUCCUACAACCAUCACAUCUGUCCGCACAAAUUUGGCCAAUUUAAGUGAUGCGGCUAUGUGGAAGAUAAGACGGGCACGUUUUGCUCGUAACCAGCAGAAGAGUGUGCGGUCACUUCGUGACAGCAUCAAAGGAGGGGAGUCCAAAAGAGCCUUCUCUCUCCCAGAAACCCUGUGCAACAGAUUGUCUUUAAGGCUUACCAGGCAAGAACAUUCAGCACCCUCACUGGGAGAUAUGCUAGAUAAAGACCACCUCCCAAGCCAGAGUGGCACCCUAGAGGAUGACGCCAUCAUCAGAGACCUGCUUCCAGAGGAUGCAGGGAUAGACCACCAAACAGUUCACCAUCUAAUCAUGGUGCUGAUGAAGUUCAUGGCUAAAGACCAGAGUAGCGCAGAGGCAGAUAUAAGCAGUGCCAAGGCAUUCAAUACGGUCAAGCGCCACUUAUAUGUGCUGCUGGGCUAUGACCAGCAGGAGGGCUGCUUUAUGAUUGCUCCUCAAAAGAUGCGCACGUCCACUUGCUUUAAUGCCUUCAUUGCUGGCAUUGCACAGGUGAUGGACUACAAUAUUAGUUUAGGAAAACAGCUGCUUCCCCUAGUGGUGCAGGUGCUAAAGUACUGCACAUGCCCACAACUUAGGCAUUGCUUCCAGCAACCACCCCGCUGUUCCCUCUGGCCUUUGAAGCCCCAUAUCCGACAGAUGUGGCUAAAAGCUCUGCUUGUAAUUCUCUACAAGUAUCCUUACAGAGAGAUGGAUGUGAGUAAAGUGGUCCUUUGUCUGAUCCACAUCACUAUCAAUACCCUCAAUGCUCAAUAUCACAGCUGCAGACCGCAUGCUACUGCAGGACCACUGUACAGCGAUAAUUCCAACAUCAGCCGCUACAGUGAGAAAGAGAAAGAGGAGGAUAGUGUAUUUGAAGAGUCAGAUGUCCAUGACACUCCAACAGGAGCUUGCAACAAGGAAUCCCAGACCUUCUUUGCUCGCUUGAAGAGGAUAGGAGGCAAUAAGUCAGUCAAGUACCAACCAGUGGAGCUUAGUGCUCAAAAGAGUGAAAUGGAGCUGUCAGAGUAUCGUGAAGACACUAUUCUUCACUGUGUUCGAGAGGAGAGCAGCAGAAAGAAACGACUGCAGGCCAUGCAUAAACAACAGUCUCUGGACAUUGCCAAUACUGACUCCAUCCUCUUCAAUCUUGAUGAGCACCGUCGUAAAUCCUGUAUUGACCGCUGUGAUCUACAAAAGGGACCACACCCCCCUGCACCACCCCACUCUUCACUCUCCUCCUCCUCCACAGCUAUGGGCCAAUGUCAUCCGAGCCAGCGGUAUCAGAGAAAAGGCUCCUCCAGCAGUUUCUGGACAGGCAAAGAGGAAGCAGAAACCAAGCCCCAAUCCCUUGAUGCCUGCCAUGGAUCUCCCCAUUCUGAUUUGCAGCCCAUCAUUCCAGAGUUGAGACUGAGCUGCACAGAGACACUGGAAGACAAACAGGAGAUGUCACAGACACUGCAUAGGCAGAGUGCUGGACAGCAACAGGUUGGAAUAUCCUGUCAGUUAGAGAAUUCUCCUCUGACUGUCCCUAGAGUGGUCUCACCGAGUAAAGAAGAUCCUGACCUCAUUGAUCUCUCUUCAGACUGUACUUCCAUAGCAGAAAAUAAUUCUGUUCUUUCAGUGUCUGACAGUGAUUCACUAGUGUUUGAGCCACUGCCCCCACUAUGCAUUGUUGAGAGUGAUGAGGAGUUUGAGAUAGCAAAGCCCAGAGGAGUCAGUCCUAGUGUCUCUCUUACAGCCAGUAACUCUGAGGCUUCACAUCUCUCCACUGCUGUCUGGCUCAAUGUGGAGGACUGCUCUCGAGCUAGAGCAGGAAGUAGCAGCCAGAGCUCCAGCAGCCCAGUUACAUGCCCUCUUUUGGCUACAAGUCUGAAGAACUCUCCGUUGGCUAGCCCCAUGGGUUCCAUAGACCUCUCAGAUUUCCCUCAGAGCAUGCUGGCAGUACAAGAGGGUCUUAUGACUUUAAAACAAAAACGAGAUCUGUUCAGGAAGGCUCCCCAUGUGCCUGACACCUCUUUGGAUGACUCCCAACAGGAGCACGACAAGAGUCUGACCGCCAGCCCAUCUGGGAGGAAUAUCUUCCUAAGCAUUCCAGUGAACACAUUAGAAUCCUCAGACCCACUCAGUGAGGACAAUGAGUUUGAGAACAAUGAUGAUUACAAUGGAGAUGAAGGGGAAAGUGAUCUGAGGCUAGAGGAUGGCAAUGAUGAGGCAGAGUUCAAAAUCCAGAUAGUUCCUCGGCAACGGAAGCAGAGAAAGAUUGCUGUCAGUGCCAUCCAGAGGGAGUAUCUGGACAUCUCUUUCAACACACUGGACAAGUUGGGAGAACAGUCUUCUGAUUCAGAUCCCAAAGUCCUUUCUACACUGGAUAGGCCCCUGGGAUCAGCCUCAGCCCCUACACUGGACACAGCAAACCCUGAAACAAGCAAUCGCUCUUCUGUUUCAACUCAGUACAGGCAAGUGAAACGUGGCUCACUAGGUGCCCUUACGAUGAGUCAGCUGAUGAAGAAGCAGCUAGAGCAUCAAUCCAGUGCUCCACAUAACAUCAGCAACUGGGAGACGGGUUUUCCAGGUCAGACUAAGACUAGCCUUCUGUCAGCUCCCAGCUCAGUCAGCAUGUUUGUACCUGCCCCUGAGGAGUUCACAGAUGACCAGCCUACCACCAUGACUGACAGGUGUCGGGACUGUGGUGCUAUAUUGGAAGAGUAUGACGAGGAGACUCUGGGCUUAGCUGUGGUGGUUCUGUCUAUGUUCAUCCAUCUCAGCCCUGACCUGGCAGCUCCCCUUCUACUGGAUAUCCUACAGUCUGUUGGCAGGUUGGCGUCCAGUGCAAAUUAUUCUGGGCAGGCAGAGAGCAUGCUAAUUCCAGGUAAUGCUGCUGGAGUUGCCAAACAGUUCUUGCGGUGUGUGUUGCACCAGCUUGCUCCCAAUGGCAUUCUGCCACAGCUGUUCCAGAGCAAUAUUAAAGAUGGAAGUUUCCUACGAACUGUAGCCACUUCCCUAAUUGACUUCAAUGAACUUAGUUCUGUCGCUGCUCUAAAUCAGCUUUUAGAGGGUCUCAAUAACAAGAAGACCCUCCCAGCAGGCAGUGCCAUGCUUUAUUGUUUGGAAAAUAUAGCGGCGUAUAUGGAGGCACUGCCGAUGGAUGUUCCCAGCAACCUCUGGACUUCCAUCUGCAGCCAUUUCCAGGCAUUCUUGACCAAACUGCCUGUAGUACUCCCUGUCAAGUGUCCACUAGAUUCAGCCAUCAGAGUCAUGAUUUGCUUGCUGAAGAUUCCAGCUACCAGUGUUACCAGGAGUCUCCUGGAACCAUUUUCUAAGCUGCUUAGUUUUGUCAUCCAGUAUAGUGUAUUUAGCCUCUCCUACUUGGUGGAGCUCUGUGGACUUUGCUACAAAACGUUCAACAAGGAGAGAGACAAGUCCUAUAUGUCCCGCAUUGUUGUGCUAGAGUUGCUUCAAGCAUUAAAGUUCAAGUCACCCCUCCCUGAUACCAAUCUGCUGUUGCUUGUCCAGUUUGUUUGCACAGACCUUGGCACCCGUCUUGCAGAGUCCACUAUCUUGCAGAAACACAUGAUUGCCUCCCUCCCUAUGUGUACAACUGCUGCUAUGGAGUGCAUGAGACAGUACAUCAGUGAAAUUCUGGACUUCAUAUCAGACAUGCACACAUUGACCAAAUUGAAAAGUCAUAUGAAGGCUUGUUGUCAGCCUCUUCAUGAAGAUACUUUUGGAGGGAACUUGAAGGUUGGUUUGGCCCAAGUAGCAGCCAUGGAAAUAAGCAAAGGCAAUCAUCGUGACAACAAGGCUGUGGUCCGACAUUUACCAUGGCUGUACCAUCCACCAUCAGCCUUGCAGCAGGGGCCAAAGGAGUUCAUUGAAUGUGUGUCACAUAUUCGCCAGCUCUCCUGGCUACUCCUGGGAUCCCUCACCCACUGUGCCUUGCACCAGGGCUCCACUUCCUGCAUGCCAAUCCCACUGGAUGCUGGAUCACAAAUCGCUGACCACCUCAUUGUUAUUCUGAUCGGCUUCCCAGAACAAUCCAAAACCUCAGUGCUGCAUAUGUGUUCCCUGUUCCAUGCCUUCAUGUUUGCACAGUUGUGGACUGUGUACUGUGAGCAGGCUGCUGCCACUUCUACACUUCAGAACCAGAACCUGACAGAAUAUUCCUCUAGUGCCAUUCUCACGGGUUUGGAGUUCUGGAGCAGAGUCACACCCAGCAUUCUGCAGCUCAUGGCCCACAACAAAGUGAUGGUGGAGAUGGUGUGUCUGCAUGUGAUCAGCUUGAUGGAAGCUCUUCAAGAGUGCAACUCUACCAUAUUCGUCAAACUUAUCCCCAUGUGGCUGCCAAUGAUCCAGUCAAACCUUAAGCAUUUAUCCGCAGGUCUCCACCUGCGUCUACAAGCAAUCCAGAAUCGGGUUAGCUACCAGUGUAUGCAGGGCUUGGGGUCUGGAUCGCAGCCCCAAGCUCUUCGCAAGUGGCUCCAAUGCACUCAAUUCAAAAUGGCCCAGGUAGAGAUCCAGUCAUCUGAGGCUGCCUCCCAGUUCUACCCUAUGUGACCGAUCCACUGUUGGUAUUUGUGAGAGACCAAGUAUAUGCAAUGAAAUAAGCAUUUCAUCGGAGGACCAAGACCAUUUAUAUACAGGAUUAGUAUGGUCAAGGCAGAACCUGGAAAAUUAUUCCAGACCUGGAAAUGGACUAAUAGAUGACUGCAAGAGUUUUGAUCAAUACUGAUUAUCUGGUUUAAAAGUGUGUUUUGUUAAUUGCAAAUAUUUUAUAGGUAAGCUAAUUGCUAAUUAGCUAUGGAGUCCUUUGUUGUAGUAUAGCUUAACGACAGCAAAAACUCAAUAUAACGGUGUAGCCUUCAGGGCUUGUGUAUUACCUGUUUGCUUUCAUCUUUAAAAUUACUGUCCCCUAUGGCCACUAUAGGUAACUGUAUAAGCAAGCUAGCUUGAUUACCAGCUUUCACUUCCAUCAUUUUUGUCAUUUUCAAAGGUGUGUCUGUGUACUGUUGACAAAUGCUGAGAAGCCUGCAACUUGUUUUUGGACAUUUGAGAAUGCAUAUUGUGUCGAGGUUCUAGAAGCUAGGAAACUAGGUAAGAGAUUAUGAUUGUCUUGACGCAUUACUGCACACAUGUGCAAAUGCAUCAGAAGUUGGUUUUUCCCUUAUAUUAACUUAAUAUUAACAUGGACUAAUUAAAUUAGAUAUUGUGCCCCCACUUUGAUGUUCAAAUGAAAUCUGGAGUAAUAUGGUAACGUUAGAGGGUUUUUUUUUUUUUUAAUGCAGCAAAACUGCCAAUGUGGUAGGCUACCUAACUGCACUAGCAUGAAAUGACUUAUUGCCUGAGUUAGUUAAUAUUUCU
Sardina pilchardus (European sardine) is the source of this 8873-nucleotide messenger RNA. RefSeq names its product protein unc-79 homolog. The record is from RefSeq and is a predicted model, not a curated record. Gene Ontology annotation, molecular function: protein binding. The coding region runs from base 126 to 8069 and encodes 2647 amino acids. The transcript is spliced from 50 exons. NCBI's taxonomy places the organism in Eukaryota, Metazoa, Chordata, Actinopteri, Clupeiformes, Clupeidae.